This is a messenger RNA of Lymnaea stagnalis (great pond snail), 1491 nucleotides long. NCBI's taxonomy places the organism in Eukaryota, Metazoa, Mollusca, Gastropoda, Lymnaeidae. The record is from the annotation of a GenBank genome assembly.
UGUUACAUGGCAGAUUGGACUUGGAGCUUUGACAAGGCGGGCCACUCUCAAUGCAGCCAGGACAACACAUACAUCCAAGGGUUUGAAAAAAGCUCAAGGCUUAGCGGAAGUAGCGACGGGCUCGGCCUGAUAGAUCACGCGCGGUGCUGCUAUCCUCCGUCACCAUGGCAACGGUCACGCACUCAAACGGUUUUCAGUGAUUGGAGAAUCCCUUUAGACAGCAACAACCAAUGGGUUUCCUGCCACGAUGGAUACUUCCUUCAAGGUUUUUACAGAAGUGGCUCGUCCCCUGGCCUGCUUCAUAACAUAGAAGAUGGUAGGUGCACCAAGCCUGCGGACCACCCUAAUGAUUACGGGGGGUGCUACGAUGAGGAUAUUUCUAAAUGUUUCGAUCAGGCAGGUCUCUGUAAGUGCCAGGAUGGCUACUUUGUAAUCGGACUACACCGAGGAGACUGCGACAACUUAUAUUGUCUGGAGACCCUGAGAUGUUGCAAGAUGGCUGAAAGGCCUGAAGCUCUGGAUGAGCUCUCUAAGGUCAAGUCACGUGUCAUGGACACAACGAUGGCAGACAUUGCUUACGUGGCGCAUUACCUUGGUUACGGCUGGUGUGCAGGAUGUAGAGCUCUCUACGUUGGGGAAGAUUUCAGACGCGAUGGUGACUCGUGGUGGGCUGACCAGAGUCGAGAUUGCGAUGGGUACAAGCAUCAGCAACGCCUCGUCAUGGCUUACAAUGAUUGGGGAUUCGCACUAAAGGACGUAAAAUAUGGCGAACCUGUCACAGCGGCAUUGAAGCCAGAGACUAUAGACUCGGGAACACUUCAUAACAACGAUGCUACCAAAGCUGAAAAAAGUAUCGAAAGGUCUGACACGAGGGUGAGAAGUGUGACACACACAACGACGAGCUCUUGGAAGGACAGCCAUGAGUUGGGGCUGACGAUCAGCUAUCAACCAUAUGAAUCCCUCAAUUUCACAGGCUCCUACUUAUUUAAAUACGAGAGGUCAGCACGCACAACAGACGAGAAGAGACAACAGCAAUCACGAACGUGGACCACUAGAACAAAGAAAACUCUGCAACCUUACACAGCUGUCAAGUGGCGUGUCAUCAUGUUCCAGACACGCACUACUGUGCGCUACACGGCUACUGUACAAAUGAAAUUUUCUGCCGAACUUCGUGGUUUUUUGAGAUGGGGUGGAGGUUUCAACGGUCCAAAUACUAACUAUCAUUAUGUGCAUCGGGGAAGCGGCGACCGUCCAACGUUCAACUACAAGUUCGGGAACAGAUCGGUACCAUUCUACACAGCACUCAAACGAGAGGCCGAGUCCAACAACAGACCGUGGCUUUGGAACGAUGUGAAACUCUCCCAUCCCGAUGCUAGAAAUCGCAUUAACAUCUUAACAAAUGAAAGUCAUUAUGAAUUCAAGCUGACUGGGAUCUUUGAAGAUGUCAUUGGCAAAAAUGUUGCCAUCGAAUGGGUCACGAUCCCGCUCAAC